Molecule: messenger RNA, 5686 nt
Organism: Lates calcarifer (barramundi perch)
Lineage: Eukaryota; Metazoa; Chordata; Actinopteri; Centropomidae
Product: neural cell adhesion molecule 2
Exons: 17
Coding region: 23-2635 (870 amino acids)
Biological process (GO): cell adhesion
Cellular component (GO): membrane
Molecular function (GO): protein binding
Source: RefSeq, a predicted model, not a curated record
GCGGUGAGGUUGGAGAGAAGUGAUGCUUGGGGGGGUCCUCAGCGCAGAGCACGCACGGUGGACGAGCGGCGAGCGGGAGCGCGCGUAUAGGAAGGAAGGGAAGGAAGGAGCUGAGGCAGAUCAGUCGCCAGCGGAGCCCAAGACGGCGGAUGAACGGAGUCGAGCGUGUGUGUCGCCCUUGUCGAUUUUUACAGCAGCUGAAAGCAGCGUCCGGCAGCGCGAAACCUGCCCGAAAAUGAUGCUCAAACUCGUCCAUUUCCUCGGGGUCCUCGUCUGCGGCAGCCAAGCCGCCCUGCAGGUGUCCAUAUCUUUGAACAAAGUGGAGUUAAGUGUUGGAGAGUCCAAAUUCUUCAUCUGCACAGCUAUUGGCGAGCCGGUGAGGCUGGAGUGGUACAACCCACAGGGCGAGCGCAUCGUGCCCUCCAAGCGGAUGGCACUCCACACGGAAUCAUCACGAUCCAGGCUCAUCAUUUACAAUGCAAUCAUCGAGGACGCGGGUAUCUACCGCUGCCAGGCCACAGACGGCAGCGGUCAUACCGAGGAGGCCUCGGUCGUGCUGGAGAUCUACCAGAGGCUGACUUUUCAGGAUGUUGAGUCACCACAGGAGUUCCGCUAUGGCGAGACAGCAGAGGUGGUGUGUGAUGUCAUUAGUUCACCUGUGCCCGUGGUGGUGUGGUACUACCAGGAUAAGGAAAUCACUGAGGAGCACCAUAGCAAGUUCCAGGUGCUGGCAAACAACAACCUGCAGAUCCAUCAGGUGACCAAGGCUGACGAGGGCGUGUACCGCUGCGAGGCGAGCGUAGAGGCCCGCGGUGAGAUCGAUUUUGUGGACAUCGCUGUGGUGGUCAAUGUGCCUCCGGUGUUGUCAGUGUCCCAGCAGUCCUUCAAUGCCACAGCUGACUACCAGGAAUCAGUCACCUUUACUUGCAUCACCUCUGGAUCUCCUGACCCUGUGGUCACAUGGCACAGGAAAGGGCAGCAGCUGGAGCCAUCAGAGCAGUACAUUUUCAACAGGCUGGAAGGUGGGCGCAGCAUGUUAACCAUCCGCAACAUCCGACAGGGCGAUGGAGGGACCUACUCCUGCAAGGCCUCAAACAAGGCAGGAUCUCAGGAAGGAGAGCUCUUCCUCAAAGUGUUUGUCCAGCCCCAUAUCACCCUGCUGAAAAACGUGACAGCCGUGGAGGGCAGCGCCGCCAUGAUCUCCUGCGUGGCUGAGGGCGAGCCUCUGCCCGACAUUUCCUGGAGGAGAGCCAAAGACGGCCAGCCCUUCGUGGACGGAGACAAGAGCCAGGACGGACGUUUUGAAGUCCGCGGUCGUCACGGCAAGUCGGUGCUGACAAUCAGCGGCGUGAGGCUCACCGACUUGGGUCGCUUUGACUGUGAGGCGCUCAGCAGGAUCGGAGGUCAUCAGAAGAGCAUGUUUCUGGACAUUGAGUACAUACCAAAGUUCCUGACCAAUCACACCAUCUAUUAUUCAUGGGAGGGGAACCCAGUGAACAUAAGCUGUGAUGUGAUGUCCAACCCUCCCGCCACAAUGCUGUGGAGGAGAGAGCGCUUCACCAUCUCUGCAGAGGGAACUGCCAACACGAGGGUACACAGCACAGAGGGCAAGUCUGUGCUGGAGGUGACUCCUAUGUCUGACAGGGACUUCGGCCGUUACAACUGCACAGCCAGGAACAACAUUGGCGUUCGAUACCAGGAGUUCAUUCUGGCCCAGGCAGAUGUACCAUCGAAUCCAUACUCAGUGCGUCUGUCAGCUGUCUCCCAGCGCUUGGCGACCGUCACCUUCAUGAAACCGGACUCACAUGGCGGCGUGCCCAUCAGCUACUACCUGGUCCAGUACAAGGAGGUGGGCUCACAGGACUGGAGGGACGUCAAGUCACACAGUGUCCAGACGACAGUGGUGCUGACAGGACUGGAGCCCAACACGACGUAUGAGGUUCGAGUGGCAGCUGUCAAUGGAAAAGGUCAGGGGGAGUUCAGCCACACGGAGACCUUCCAGACUUUACCCAUCCGAGAGCCGAGUCCGCCGGCGGUCCACGGGCAGAGAGGAAUGGGCAAGGCCUACAGGCUGGGGCUGGUCAAGCAGGAUGAUGGAGGGAUGCCCAUUGUGGAGUAUAUAGUCAAGUACAAGACUGACAAAGAGGAACAGUGGAUGACCAAGCUGGUUCCAGGAGUGAAUGAUUUUGCAAUGCUUCAGCCGCUGCAGUGGAACACAAGAUAUGAAGUGGAAAUCACAGCGCGCAAUGUUAAGGGCCUGUCGGAGCCGACCUUCUAUCAGUUCUUCAUGCCACAGAAACCUGACAUUACAGCAGAAUCCCUGUUCAGCGGCCUGGGGCUGGGGGCGGUGGUGGGCCUCGGCCUGGGAGCGCUGCUGCUGCUCCUCGUGCUGGUGGACGUCAGCUGCUUCUUCCUGCGUCAUUGCGGCCUGCUGAUGUGCAUCACACGCACGCUGUGCAGCAAGAAAACGGCCACCAGCGGCAAGGGCAAAGAAAUAGAGGAGGGCAAAGCCGCCUACCUGAAACUACCGCUGAAGGAAGAAAAUGGAAAAGAGUCUCUCAAGCCGGAUACGAUUGAAAUCAAAGUGCACAGUGACAACAGCAUCCACACAAAGCCUGACGACAGCAAAGCGUAAAAAAAAGAAAAAAAAGGGUCGGUCCUCUUCGCCACCAAAAGAACAUUCGGAUCACGAGACCAAAACCCAGAGAAACUACAACACUGGAAAAUAGUGGAGUUAAAUACCAUAUCUGUUUAUAACAAUGCCCCAGUGAAAGGCAUGUGUAAAUACAAAUAAUAGAGAGAAAAUACAAAGGAAGAAAGGGUCAACCUUUUAGACACCCUGAGUGAUAAAUGUAUCAUGUUCUUAUAAACAUGGCAUCAGUGGAAGGCUCUUGUUGAUCAAUGAUUGUAGAUUAUUUUUUUGCUCUUAUUUGUCUCACUUUUUGUUAUGUGUUUUUCUGACUAUGCUCUUUAUUUUUACAAUCCACGAGACUUUCCUGCAGUUAAAUGAUGAUAAAUCGCCUCCUUCUAUGACUUCUCAUACAAAAGACACAAUCACAAACACAGGCGUAAGCUAGUAUGCUAGUGUGCCCCUAAGCUCACACCGCUAACGCUCUUGCUCCCCCCCCAACCCCCCCGUCAGAGCGAAUGCAUGGGCCGACCCCUGGCUGCUGCGGUGCCCCAGUGAUUUAAACCCAAUCGCCUGUUUCCAUGCCUGAGUGUUAGACUACAGCGACCCUUUUUAUGCCUUUGAUAGCCAAGUUAGGUGGUUAUGGCUAAUGAGAGCCAAACGCUGUGGCAUUGUGUUUCAAUAACAAAAGAUGAACCACUCCUAAUGAGAUUUGAGGCUUCAGGUAAACGUAACUACAGGUUCUUGCGAGAGGUAUUUAACAUUUAAAGUGUGGAAAUUUUAUAUCAAACAGGACCUAAUUAGAACUUGUUAUUUGAUGAUUAAUGUCGUCUGAAGGGCUGUUGUGGAUUAUAGUUUGUGUUACAGGAAAACAAGCUUAAAAAAAUCUUGACAAAAAGAAAGAAUGUGUUGCAGUCUAUGGAGUAUACAGUAUAAUACCACACAUGUGCAUUGAUGUCACUGUUGGCAAAGCCUUUUAUAUUGACACUGAAUAUUGUUGACAUUCUUCAACUGUCUCCUCUGACAAUGUAUGCAUAAGUAUGUUUUAUUCAUCUGUGUUCGAACUGCAUACAGUAUACUGUUGCCAGGGGGUUAACUGUACUGCCAGCCAAUUUUGCGCUUGAAAAAAUUAUGUUUUUGUUCUCAAAGGUGCCCUCACAAGCGUCCUGAAUGGUGUCAUGCUAUCUGUAAAAGCAAGAAAAGCCCUGCAUCACAGGACUCAAGGCAUGGGAACAAAGUAUGCUGACAAUAAAUCAACAUAUGUGUGUCAUGUAUGUUUUUGAUGAUAAACAUUGAUUCCUUUAUUCAUUCCUGUAUCAGAUCUGCCUCAGAUGCAUUUUUUUCUUAACUUUUUUGGUUUCUCAGUCUGAUCGCUACUCUCUCUGAUGUUGUCAUGUGUUGUACAUAGGUGAAAAAAAAGAAUAUUUUACAAAGCUUUUAUGUAAAUAUACCCUAAAGGAUGUGUCUUUUUUCAAAAUGCAACAGGCUUUUUUUGUGAACGCUCCUCAGAUGAAAAGCUGUUUUCUUUUUUUCCCCUCUUAUGUUGUGUUUUGGUCCAAAGUUCAGUGAUGGUGUAAUAUUGCUUUUUCUAGCCAUUUGCUUUCCCUUAAGAAAAUCCAUGCCCUAAGGCUAUUUCACAGCAUUUCAAUGGAGGCAGUAAUUACGGCAUUAGUGUGCCUUCUCUUUUUUUUCCCCUCCUCCUUCCCCCCUCGUAGCCCAAUGCCGCUGCAGCAGUGUAGACCAUCAAAUGAAUGUUUGAUUGUGACGUUGCUGCUUUUUUUUGCCACAGAACAUGUCAGGAGUUUGAGUUUUAUCAGUGCGCUGUGAAUUCUGGGAAAUGUAGUCGUAAGACUGUGGGUUGUAGUCGACGACACUGGACAAAAACAAACAGCAGUGUAUAACUACCUAGUACAGCUAGAUGUCAGGUUGAUGCUGUAAGUCUUGAGUACAAAUUACGGUGAUGGGCUGCAGAAAUUAGGUUUAAUGCCAUAUAGUGCAUCAUCACAGAGGUGUGUGUGUGUUGUCAGUGUGUAUGUGUGUGCGCAUACAUGCAUGAGCGGGUGAAUACACUUGUCUACAUGAAUCAGGUUGCAUGUGUCUGCUGAAUGUAUCUGCACGUACUGUCAGUCAGUCUGUGUGUAUGAUGUAUGUGUGCCCAUUUUGAUUUUUCACAAUAAGUCUCCCAAUUAAGAUAAUAUUCUAAAUUAAAGAGUCAAUAUCUUGCUUUUAUUUUGUCAUAAUUUACUUGUUCAUUUUGUUAACUAUUUAUAUUAGAUUAACGUGUGUUAUAGAGUACACUUUCUGGCUCCAUGAUGCAUUAUGCGGCUCUGCAAAUAAUAUAGGUUACAGAGACUACAUGCCAAGUAUGAAUAUAGGAGUGUUUCUCUUUGAGUGUGGAGUGAGUUGGCGAGAGCUCUCACGCUGAGUUUCGGAGUGCGUUCCGAUAGGCAAAACCUGAUUAUGUAGUUCUCGACAGUGAUUAAUUCCCCAGGCUGCAGCACUCCACGCAUGUGUCUGCAGGCCCCACUGCCGCUGCCGCCGCCGCCCCCUCGCCGCUGUUCCCUGCCUCUCAGACUCCACUGGUUUUUAUCUCAGACCUCGUAGCGCUGGCUUUGUUUUCUCACAGCGAGCCCUUGUACCUGCAUAUCUCAAAUGGAUGGUCCUGCCAUGGAGUGGUUCCGCUGCCUGUUACGAUGACUGUAAAUAUGGGAGCACAGUGCCUGGAGGCUAUACGAUUUGUACAUGUUCUUUUGUAUUUGAAUAUGAGUCUAAAUCCCCGAACCACCCCCCCACCUACCGCUCUCCUUUCCUCCCCCUUUCCUUUCUGUCUCCUCCGCCAUGCCUUUUUUUCUGUAGGGGAUAAAACAGGUGUGUUUGAGCUCAGUGUACAGUAUGUGUCCUCUUUGUCCCCAUGCCCCCUGUGUCCCCUGGACUGUCCCCGCUGAGUGUGCUUUGUGCAGGAGGUGGGAACUAUUGAUGUCUCUCUGUACGUACCUGUGGAACACUUGUGACUCCUGUCAUUUGCCGCUGUAAAUAAACAUGUCCUGGUAGAAGAGA